This is a messenger RNA of Haliotis rufescens (red abalone), 14951 nucleotides long. RefSeq names its product mucin-5AC-like. The record is from RefSeq and is a predicted model, not a curated record. The coding region runs from base 369 to 14585 and encodes 4738 amino acids. Gene Ontology annotation, molecular function: protein binding. The transcript has 41 exons. Gene Ontology annotation, cellular component: extracellular matrix. Lineage: Eukaryota; Metazoa; Mollusca; Gastropoda; Lepetellida; Haliotidae.
CAGGAAAGACUGGUCAACCAACAGCCAGCCCAAGUGCAGGACAGAGUGGUCUCCCAACAGCUACUCCAGGUAUAGGGGAAAGUGGUCAGCCAACAGCCGGCCCACCAGGUGUAACAGGAAAGAGCGGUGUUCCAACAGCCAGUCCAAGUGCAGGACAGAGUGGUCUGCCCACAGCAUCUCCUAGUGGUGGAGUCAGUGGUCAGCCAACGCCUGGACCAGACCAUGCUAUCAACAAUUCCCCAAGUACCAAGUCACACACUGUGGUCCCAACAGCUUCCCCGUCAUAUCUGCCUGUUACCAAGACAACAGCUAUAUACACUACUUCUGGAAACACAAUUACCAUCACAAAGAAAGUGUGUGACAUCCCAAUGGGCACCGGAAAUCGUGAUCUUUUCGGAAGGGACCAGUUUUCUUCUUCAACAUCUUUCGACUACAGUUUUGAGGCAGAUAGGGGACGUUUGGAUACAGCCAAAGAAGGAAACCUUGCAGGAGCAUGGAUGCCAAGAAUGAACGACAAAGAGCAAUGGAUACAAGUUGACCUCAAACAUCCUGAGUUCAUCACUGGAGUGGUAACACAGGGACGACCAUCCAUGGAUCACUGGGUCACAAAAUACACUGUCCUUACCAGUAUAGAUGGAAUUGACUUUACUCCUUACACCAGGAGUGGGGAAACGGCCACAGUUGUAUUCACUGGCAAUUCAGACAGAAAUACUCAGGUCAGAGGUUUGUUUGACAGGGAAAUAAUUGCCAGAUAUGUUAGAAUCCAGCCCCAGGAAUGGAAUGGCAUGAUUGCUCUCCGUUUUGAUAUUCUAUCAUGCUCAGGGCUCACAAGUGGACCAGCCACUAUUGCCCCACCUGGUGUCUCUGGAAGUCCAACCGCCGUCCCACCAGGUGUCUCUGGUAGCCCAACUGCCGUCCCACCAGGUGUCUCUGGAAGCCCAACUGCCGUCCCACCAGGUGUCUCUGGAAGCCCAACUGCCGUCCCACCAGGUGUCUCUGGAAGCCCAACUGCCGUCCCACCAGGUGUCUCUGGAAGCCCAACUCCUUCACCCAAGGCUGGAAUCUCUGGAAUUCCAACUCCCAAGACUGGAAUCUCCGGAAGCCCAACCGCCGUCCCACCAGGUGUCUCUGGAAGUCCAACUGCCGUCCCACCAGGUGUCUCCGGUAGCCCAACCGCCUUCCCACCAGGUGUCUCUGGAAGCCCAACUCCUUCACCCAAGGCUGGAAUCUCUGGAAUUCCAACUCCCAAAACUGGAAUCUCAGGAAGCCCAACCGCCGUCCCACCAGGUGUCUCCGGAAGCCCAACCGCCGUCCCACCAGGUGUCUCUGGUAGCCCAACUGCCGUUCCACCAGGUGUCUCUGGAAGUCCAACUGCCGUCCCACCAGGUGUCUCCGGUAGCCCAACUGCCGUCCCACCAGGUGUCUCCAGAAGCCAAACCGCCGUCCCACCAGGUGUCUCUGGAAGUGCAACUGCCGUCCCACCAGGUGUCUCUGGAAGCCCAACUGCUUCACCCAAGACUGGAAUCUCCGGAAGCCCAACUGCCAUCCCACCAGGUGUCUCUGGAAGUCCAACUGCCGUCCCACCAGGUGUCUCUGGAAGCCCAACUGCCGUCCCACCAGGUAUCUCUGGAAUUCCAACUGCCCGCCCACCAGGUGUCUCUGGAAGCCCAACUGCCGUCCCACCAGGUGUCUCUGGAAGCCCAACUGCUUCACCCAAGACUGGAAUCUCCGGAAGCCCAACUGCCAUCCCACCAGGUGUCUCUGGAAGUCCAACCGCCGUCCCACCAGGUGUCUCUGGAAGCCCAACUGCCGUCCCACCAGGUAUCUCUGGAAGUCCAACUGCCCGCCCUCCAGGUGUCUCUGGAAGCCCAACUGCCGUCCCACCAGGUGUCUCUGGAAGUCCAACUGCAGUCCCACCAGGUGUCUCUGGAAGCCCAACCGCCGUCCCACCAGGUGUCUCUGAAAGUCCAACCGCCGUCCCACCAGGUGUCUCUGGAAGCCCAACUGCCGUCCCACCAGGUGUCUCUGGAAGCCCAACUGCUUCACCCAAGACUGGAAUCUCCGGAAGCCCAACUGCCAUCCCACCAGGUGUCUCUGGAAGCCCAACUGCCGUCCCACCAGGUGUCUCUGGAAGCCCAACUGCUGUCCCACCAGGAGUGUCGUCCGGUGUCGUGUGCAGUCAACCAAUGGGAAUAGACAACGCAUUAACUGUCAAGGACAAUCAGAUCACAGCAUCAGGAUUUAGUGGCAACAGAUUCACUGCUCCUGCUGGACGUCUCUUCAACGAAUUUGGAGCAUGGUCACCUAAAGUCAACAACGGUGACCAGUGGAUAAUGGUGAAUUUCCUGAAGCCACAGGUCAUCAAUGGUAUCUUGACCCAAGGAAGCCCCAUCAGUGACAAAUGGGUUACACAAUUCAUCGUAUCAUACAGUACGGACGGCUUCACCUUCAUUCCUAUUAAAGACUCGGCGACAGGGAAGAGUAUGAUCUUUACUGGCAACAGCGACCGGAACACCAUCAUGAAGAACAUCUUCCCUCAACAGGUGACUGUACAAUACAUCAAGAUCACUCCCGUCGCCUGGUCCCCAGCUGGCAUUGGAAUGCGUUUCAACAUGCUUGGCUGCUACAAGCCAAGUAUUACACCCACAGCGACUCCUACGGCCAAGCCAACAGUUGCCCCUGAGUUCACUGUGACAACCGGAGUUACUAUGCCCGAGCCAUCACCGGUGUCAACGCUGGAGCCUGUCUGCACUGUUCCAAUGGGAGUGGAAAACUACAGGAUUGUUGGUGAAAGUCAGUUGACUGCUUCAUCAGAGAAGGACAAGGCACAUGGUUCAAUCUAUGCACGAAUCUACCAAGGAAUGGAUGAAUUUUCUGGAUCCUGGGUCCCAGCACCCACAGAUAAGACACCUUGGAUUCAGGUAGAUUUUCUGGAGCCCAAAACUAUCUCUGGCGUCAUAACCCAGGGAUCUGGAAAGGACAAUGGUUGGGUUGAGACCUACACAGUCAGAUACAGCUUCGAUGGCAAAACUUUCACUGACUACACUGGCACUGGAGGCAAGCCCGCCAAGGUGUUCAAUGGCAACUCUGACUCCAAAACUCCAGUUCCUGUCCUUUUCAACAGAGAUAUCAUUGCACGUUUCGUCCGUAUUGUUCCAGUGACGUCUCAUGGAGUGACAUCCCUCAGGUUCAACAUCCUCGGCUGCAAUCCAUCCCCAGCUAAUCCAUUAAUACCAACGACAGCUGGACCAGGAACUCCAACAGCUAGUCCACCACUCGGUGGACAGAGCGGUGUACCAACAGCAAGUCCUCCCACAUCAUCCUGCAAAACCAGCCACUGGUCCCCAUGGAUCAACAAGGACACGCCUGAUACUGGUAAAGGAGACUAUGAGAAGAUCACACCAGAACAGCAACAACAGUACUGCUCUGGUGGGAAACUCACAAAGAUUGACUGUCAAACAGUAGAUGAUAUUGAGUAUUUCAGCAGUGGAGAAGUCAUGAAGUGCUUACUGACAACCGGGUCAACUUGCAAUAAUGCUGACAACAUGCCCAUACCAUGCAGUGACUACAAGAUCCGCUACUUCUGUGAGUGCCUUGCCCCAACAGCCAGUCCAGUUCCUGGGCAAAGUAGUCAGCCAACAGCUAGCCCAGGCAUUGAACAGAGUCUUUUGCCAACAGCCAGCCCAGUUCCUGAAGUCACGACACAAUCAGUGUGUCUCAUCCCAAUGGGUAUCGAAAACUCCUACUUUGUCAGCAACAGCCAGCUCACAUCUUCAUCAUCUCUUGAUGCCAAACAUUCUGCAUCAGUAGGACGUUUAUACAACACCAAGGGAGCAUGGAGCCCAUCAUCAAAUGAAAAGCAAUGGCUUCAAGUGAAUUUCCUGAAACCAACUCUUAUCUCUGGAGUGAUGACACAAGGUAGUCCCGAAGCUCCUAAAUGGGUUACGAAAUACAAUGUCUUCCUUGGAUUUAACGGCAACGACUUUUUCCCAUACACAACUAUCCCUGGAGAGUCAACACCAGCCAUCUUUGAAGGUAACAUGGAUAAAAGCACACCCAUUAGGAACCUCUUCAACCGUGACAUCACUGCACAGUAUGUCCGCAUCGUUCCAGUGGAGUGGUCAAAGGAUGGCAUUGCCAUGCGAUUCAAUAUCCUUGGAUGCACACCACCAGAGCCCAAGCCACAAACACCUGUUCCUGGUGUUCCAACAGCCUCACCUCCUAGUGGACAGUCUACGCCAGGACCCUUCCUCAAAUGUGAUGUUCCCAUGGGAAUCCAAAACCCCGGUCUCAUUGGUGACAGACAACUCACAGCAUCUUCCUCCCUCAACGAGUUCACCGGUGCCGAGCGCGCACGGCCCUAUACUCAGAAGGAUGGAUCUUAUUCGGGAGGAUGGAUUCCAAAAUACACAGAUACAAAACAAUGGAUCGAGGUUGACUUCGGUGCAAGCUAUGCAAUAGCGGGGGUUUCUACUCAAGGACGAUCUGAUGGUGCAACUUGGGUGACCAAGUACGAGGUCUACUACAGCAACGAUGGGCGUACGUUCAACGCAAUCUACCCUGCUCCAACAGACACAGUUCCACGUGUAUUCGAGGGUAACUUUGAUCGUAACACCCCACUCAUGAACGUCUUCGCCGAAAUCAAUGCACGUUUCAUAAGAAUCAGACCAGUGGAAUGGCAUGAAGCUAUCGGAAUGAGGUUCAAUGUCUACGGAUGCCAGCUUCCUUCUGCCACCCCAUCCGUACCAACUGGACUGACAGUGCCAACAGCUAUUCCAACAGCUAUUCCAACAGCUGGUCCCACAGUCGGACCUGUUUUCACGACCGCCCCAUCUACCUCCUCCUGCAUGUACUGGACACCCUGGGUCAACUCCAACACUCCAGAUACCAACGGCGAGUAUGAGUCGUUCUGGGACAUGAUGACCUCAGUGAAGAUCUGUGACACCAAGUACGUCAAGAAAAUGGAAUGCAGAACAGCUGCUGCCAAAAUACCGUUUGACCAGACUGGAGAAACAGGAGUCAUGUGUAACCUUGACACCAAGUCCCUUGUCUGUAUGAACACCGACCAGAAAGGAGGCAAAACUUGCUCCGACUAUGAAAUAAGAGUCUUCUGUGAUGAAUGCAGCAAGCCCACAGCAGCCCCAUCAGCAAAUCCUAGCAUCCCCACUGCUGUCCCCAAGACAUGUGACAACAAGUGGUCCGACUGGAUCAACAGACACGAACCUGAUGCUGUCGGUGAGACUGAAAAGGUGACGAAAGAAGACCUUGACAGACACUGCGCUGGUGGUUCUGUAGGAGAGGUCGAGUGCGACACAGUUUCGGACAACAUGGCUUACUAUCUCAGUGGUGAUAUUGUCAAAUGUGAUGCUCAAACUGGACUAUCCUGCAAGCACAGUGACAACACACCAAUGAAGUGUCAUGACUACAAACUUAGAUUCAAGUGCAAGUGUGAGAGUACACCAACAGCCAAACCUCCAACAUCUGGCACAGAGGUUCCUUCCGUGGCCGGCUGUACAACUAGUCAAUGGAGUUCUUGGAUCAACCAGGACAAACCAGGCGUUGGUGGAGGAGACUACGAGAAGAUCACGCCAGAGCUGCAGAAACAAUACUGCUCUGGAGGAACACUCACCAAGAUUGAGUGCAUGACAGUCGAUGGUAUCGAAUACUACAGCAGCGGUGAAGUAAUGCAGUGUACAAUGGCAGGUGGAUUCACUUGCAACAAUGCUGAUAAUUUCCCAAUGCCUUGCAGUGAUUACAAGAUCCGAUACUUCUGUGACUGUACAACACCAGUAACCACCGGAGCUCCAGGAAUCGGAGGAAGUGGCACACCAACUGCCAGCCCCGGAAUUGGAGGAAGCGUCACACCAACUGCCAGCCCCGGAAUUGGAGGAAGUGGUAAACCAACUGCCAGCCCCGCAAUUGCUGGAAGCGGUACACCAACUGCCAGCCCUGGAAUUGGAGGAAGCGGCACACCAACUGCCAGCCCCGGAAUUGGUGGAAGCGGCACACCAACUGCCAGCCCCGGAAUUGGAGGAAGUGGUAAACCAACUGCCAGCCCCGGAAUUGGAGGAAGUGGCACACCAACUACCAGCCCCGGAAUUGGAGGAAGUGGUACACCAACUGCCAGUCCCGGAAUUGGAGGAAGUGGUACACCAACUGCAAGCCCCGGAAUUCAAGGAAGUGGUACACCAACUGCCAGUGAAAAUCAGUGUACCAACAGCAGGUGGUCUUCGUGGAUCAACAGAGAUAAUCCAAAUGUUGGGGAUGGCGAUUAUGAAUCAAUGACAUCUGAUGAGUUAACCAAAUUAUGUCCAGGAGGAAAAAUUACUGAAGUCAAAUGUGAAACUGUUGAUGAUAUUCCGUCCUACAGUAGUGGUGAAAUUAUGACCUGCGACAAAAACCAAGGUGUCAUCUGUAGAAAUGAAGACAACUUCCCAAUGCCAUGUAGUGACUACAAGAUCAUGUACUACUGCCAAUGUGCACCAACUGCUUCACCCCCUACAGGUACAGCAGGUACACCAACAGCCAGCCCCAUCGUAGGACAGAGUGGUCUUCCCACAGCAACUCCAGGUGUUACAGGAAAGAGCGGUGUUCCAACAGCCAGCCCAAGUGCAGGACAGAGUGGUCUUCCCACAGCCAGUCCAGGUGUUACAGUGAAAAGCGGUGUUCCAUCAACCAGUCCAAGUGCAGGACAGACUGGUCUUCCAACAGCAACUCCAGGUAUAGGACAAACUGGUGGUCUUCCCACAGCCAUGCCAGUUGUUACAGGAAAGAGCGGUGUUCCAACAGCCAGUCCAAGUGCAGGACAGAGUGGUCUUCCAACAGCCAGCCCAGGUGUUACAGGACUAAGUGGUCAGCCAACAGCCAGUCCAAGUGCCGGAUUGAGUCGUCAACCAACAGCAGUCCCCACUGUCACAUCUUGUUCCCAAAGUCAUUUCUCCAACUGGGUGAACAGAGACUUGCCAGAGUCAGGAAAUGGAGACCAUGAAUUCAUGACUCCUGAUGAGUUGUCUUCAUUCUGUAAGGGAGGCCAGAUUACCAAGAUUGAAUGUUAUACUAACGAUAUCCCAUCCUACAGCUCUGGAGAACUUUUAACUUGCGACCUGAAGAAUGGCCUCACUUGCAACAAUGCAGACAAUGCCCCAGUGCCAUGCUCCGACUACAAGGUCCGCUAUUUCUGCGACUGUAGUGGAACUCCGCAGGUGACAUUAACACCACCCAACAAGAUGCUUGCUAUCCGAUGUGACUGGUCUCCGUGGAUCAACAUUGACACUCCAGACUCAGGCCAUGGUGACAUGGAAACCAUUGACUCCAUCAAGACUAAGCAUGGCGUCUGCAAGAACAUGAAGCAGAUCGAGUGCAGAAUUGCUGGCACAAACACGAUGUCAAGUGCGGCUGGUCAGAGCAGAGUCACCUGUGAUGUGGACAAUGGUCUUCGUUGCUACAACAACGAGCAGCUGUCUUCCAAGUGUUACGACUAUGAAGUUAGGGUUCUCUGUUGGGAAGACACAUGCAAGGGUCCAAUACCAACUGCAGGUCCAACAGGUGCUCCCCACAUCCACACUACAGGCGUCGUCCACGUGUCAACUCAUGUCACAGGCAGUUCAUACAUACACACGACCGUUGCUCCCCUGGAGAGAACGACGACUGCUGUGUGUCCUCCUGGAGAGAUGUGGAAUGCCUGUGCUCACACCUGUGACCAACUCUGCAACGCUGUGUCUGGGGAUAUCUGUGACGGCACAAACCCUCAACAAUGUGUUCCAGGCUGCAAAGAUGAGACAAUCACCGUUCCUAAAUGUGCUGAUGGCGAGAGACUCAAUUACAAUGGCCAAUGUCUGAAGGCAGAGCUCUGCCCAUGCAAGAAACCAGAUGGUACAAUUGCUAAGCCCUUCGAGUUCUACAAGAACCCACUUGAUGAGUGUUCAAUGUGCCACUGCUUCAACAAUGCUGAAGCCUGCACAAAGGAUGAAAGCUGCGUCCCUACAGCAGGACCGUCUGUUCAGCCAACCAUUCAACCAGAAUGUCAUUGGACCAACUGGAUCAACGUUGACAAGCCAACAACUGGCGAUGGUGAUAUAGAAUCGAUUCUGAAGCUGAGAACCACCAACUCCUUCUGUGCUCAUCCACUGAGCAUUGAAUGCCGUGAAGUAUCCACUAAGACUACAGCAAUGGAGUAUGGACAGAAGGUAUCCUGUGACCUCACAACUGGUUUCACCUGCUACAACUGGGAGAACAGUGGCAAAUGCGGGGACUACGAGGUCCGCUUCUAUUGUCCAUGUGCAUCAACCGUAUCUCCAUCAACUAGACCAUCAGGACUCCCAACUGCCUCCCCAAGCGGACAAUCUGGACUCCCAACUGCCUCCCCAAGCGGACAAUCUGGUCAACCAACUGCCUCCCCAAGCGGACAAACCGGCCAGCCAACUGCCUCCCCAAGCGGACAAUCUGGUCAACCAACUGCCUCCCCAAGCGGACAAACCGGCCAGCCAACUGCCUCCCCAAGCGGACAAUCUGGUCAACCAACUGCCUCCCCAAGCGGACAAACCGGCCAGCCAACUGCCUCCCCAAGCGGACAAUCUGGUCAACCAACUGCCUCCCCAAGCGGACAAUCUGGUCAACCAACUGCCUCCCCAAGCGGACAAACCGGCCAUCCAACUGCCUCCCCAAGCGGACAAUCUGGUCAACCAACUGCCUCCCCAAGCGGACAAACCGGCCAGCCAACUGCCUCCCCAAGCGGACAAUCUGGUCAACCAACAGUUUCACCUCCAUUCUGUGGAUGGUCGGCGUGGACUAACUCUGAUCAUCCCGAUGUUAUUGUUCCCAAUAAGCCAUUCGAAGGUGAUAUCGAAUCAAUUGCUUCUCUUAUGACCAAAACCACCGUCUGCAGUCACGAUAUGAUGAAGCGGGUUGAAUGCAGAGUAGCAGGUACCAAACAGAUGGCAUCUGCGGCUGGUCAGUCGAUCACGUGUGAUGCAAUACGUGGUCUCCGGUGUAACAAUCUGAAACAAAUUGAUGGAAAGUGUCUUGACUACGAAAUGAGAGUGUUCUGCGACUGUUCCACUUUACCUACUGCACAGCCAAGCAUUGGACCAAGUAGCCUCCCAACAGCCAGCCCAAGUGCAGGGCAGAGUGGUGUUCCCACAGCAAGUCCAGGUGUUACAGGAAAGAGCGGUCAACCAACAGCCAGUCCAAGUGCAGGACAGAGUGGUCUUCCAACAGCCAGUCCAAGUGUUACAGGAAAGAGCGGUCAACCAACAGCCAGUCCAAGUGCAGGACAGAGUAGUCUUCCCACAGCCAGCCCAGGUGUUACAGGAAAGAGCGGUGUUCCAACAGCCAGUCCAAGUGCAGGACAAAGCGGUCUUCCCACUAUCACCCCAGGUAUAGGACAGACUGGUCUUCCAACUGCGGUGCCAACUGUCUGCGGAUGGACAAAGUGGAUGAAUAGUAACACACCUGACAAUACUGGUGAAAUGGAAUUGCUUGCAAAUCUCAGACAACAGUUCCAAUUUUGCCACACUGAAGAUAUCACAGCUUUAGAAUGCAGAGACAGCAACACACAUAAAUCCGCCUCGGAAUCUGGCCAGGUUGGUGUAACAUGCGAUAUGAAAUACAGCGGUCUAAUGUGCAGUAACAAUAAGCAGAUGGUAGGAGGCACAUGUUUUGAUUAUGAAGUAAGAGUGUUGUGUGAACCAAAGGGUGUUGAUUGUUCUAAAGUACCAACAGCCAUUCCGACCGUAGGACAGAGUGGACUUCCAACUGCCAGCCCAGUAGUAGGACAGACUGGUCUCCCCACGGGUACACCAAGUAUUCUUGGACAACCAUCAAUCAGCCCUAGUGCAGCACAGAGCGGCCUCCCAACAGCCAGUCCUAGUGCAGGACAGAGCGGACUUCCAGGUGUUACAGGAAAAAGCAGUCAACCAACUGCCAGCCCAAGUGCAGGACAGAGUGGUGUUCCCACAGCUAGUCCAGGUGUAACAGGAAAGAGCGGUCAACCAACAGCCAGUCCAAGUGCAGGACAGAGUGGUCAGCCAACCGUUAGUCCAGGUGUAACAGGAAAGAGCGGUGUUCCGACAGCCAGUCCAAGUGCAGGACAGAGUGGUCUUCCAACAGCUAGUCCAGGUGUUACAGGAAAGAGCAGUGUUCCAACAGCAAGUCCAAGUGCAGGACAGAGUGGUCAACCAACAGCUACUCCAGUUAUAGGGGAAAGUGGUCAGCCAACAGCCGGCCCACCAGGUGUUACAGGAAAGAGCGGUCAACCAACAGCCAGUCCAAGUGCAGGACAGAGUGGUCUUCCAACAGCCGGUCCACCAGGUGUUGUAGGAAAGAGCGGUGUUCCAACAGCUACUCCAGGUGUUACAGGAAAGAGCGGUAUUCCAACAGCGAGUCCAAGUGCAGGACAGAGUGGUCAACCAACAGCUAGUCCAGGUAUAGGGGAAAGUGGUCAGCCAACAGCCGGCCCACCAGGUGUUACAGGAAAGAGCGGUGUUCCAACAGCCAGUCCAAGUGCAGGACAGAGUGGUCUUCCAACAGCUACUCCAGGUGUUACAGGAAAGAGCGGUAUUCCAACAGCGAGUCCAAGUGCAGGACAGAGUGGUCUGCCCACAGCUAUUCCAGGUGUAACACAAAAGAGCGGUCAACCAACAGCCAGUCCAAGUGCAGGACAGAGUGGUCAGCCAACAGCUACUCCAGGCUUAGGGGAAAGUGGUCAGCCAACAGCCAGUCCAAGUGCAGGACAGAGUGGUCAGCCAACCGCUAGUCCAGGUGUAACAGGAACGAGCGGUGUUCCAACAGCCAGUCCAGUUGCAGGACAGAGUGGUCUUCCAACAGCCGGCCCACCAGGUGUUACAGGCGGAAAGAGCGGUCAACCAACAGCCAGCCCAAGUGCAGGACAGAGUGGUCUCCCAACAGCCAGUCCAGUGUUUGGAUCAUCAUCCAGUGUAGCCCCAGGCAUGCAGACAACAGCAGUUGUUGGCCAAACCACAACACCUGUGCUUAUCUGCCCUAAUCCCAUGACCAACACUGCUGCGCUUGAAGUUCCGGACAAUCAUCUUAGUGCAUCCUCCAGCCUCUCUGAGUAUGCAGGACCACAGAGAUCUAAUAUUGAUGCAGUUUCCGAUAAAGUCAACAUCGGAGCUUGGAUGCCCAAGACAAUGGACAAAGGACAAUGGAUUGAAGCCAGAUUUGACCACCCUGAAUAUAUCAAUGCUAUUAUCACCAAAGGACGGGAAGGAUCGUCCCAAUGGGUGAAGGCAUUCAUGAUCGCUUACUCAAUCGAUGGCAAGACCUUCCAAUACUAUGAAAAGUCUGCUGGCUCUCCUAAGAUCUUCAACGGAAACUUUGAUGGCGACAGUGCAGUGAGAACAGUGUUGACACCAAUUGUUGCUAGGUACAUCAGAAUCCAGCCAGUUAUAUGGGAAGGCGCAAUCGCUCUCAGAUUCAGCAUCAUUGGCUGCAGGGCUCCCGAGGAAGUACUUCCUACCCUGGUGCCCUCUGCUGGUCCUACUGCUGCGCCCCAACAGUCCUGUGUGACAAGCACCUGGUCAGCCUGGGUCAACACCAACAGGGCCACAGAUGGACAACAUGAGUUCAUGACCGAGCAGCAGCUCACUGAAUUCUGUCCCAGUGGUAAGGUCGACAAGGUGGAAUGUGAGACUGUUGAUAAGAUUCCAUCCUACAGUACUGGAGAAAUUGUGCAGUGUACAGUUGAAAAGGGUCUCGUCUGUAAAGACGGAGACAACGCCCCCAUCCCCUGCAGUGAUUACAGAGUCAGAUACCACUGCGACUGCUCCGGCGUACCAACAGCUAGCCCAGGUCAAACCGGAAGUGGCCUCCCAACUGCAAGCCCAGGACAAGCCGUAAGUGGAACCCCAACAGCAAGUCCCGGAGUUCAACUGACAGCAAGCCCAACACCAAACAUACCAGCUGGAUGCAGAGAAGAAAUGGGUAUGGCAAACGGCAUCAUCCGCAACGACAUGAUCUCCGCCUCCUCCUACCGCGACGGCCUUCACUCCGCCAUCAGUGCACGUCUUGGAGGAAACAGUGCCUGGUUGGCCGCCACUGAGAACAAGAACCAGUACAUCCAGGUCGACUUCCUUGCUCCCAGGAUCAUUACCGGGGUCACCACUCAGGGCCGCCCGACGGCUCCCAGCUACGUGACCUCCUACAAGGUGUUCUAUUCCUACGACGGUGCCAACUGGAAUGCCUACAGAGAGACCAAGGGAGAGGAUAUGAUGUUCUCCGGCAACUUCGACAACCUGACUCCCGUGACCAACACCUUCAUGACGCCAAUCCGAGCCCGCUAUAUCAGGAUUAGUCCUCAGACAUGGAGCGGCAUGAUCGCCCUGAGGUUCGAGAUCCACGGAUGCUUCGAGAGCUAUCCAACCAUGUCGCCUACACCAGUGAACCCGCUCAAACCAACAGCCUCGCCCCUGCCGGGCAGUUCCUCCACCGCUGUACCCCCACAAGUCCAAACAGUCACACCCUUCCUUCCAGCCGGAUGUGUUACCUGGGACAAAUGGAUCGAUCUUGGCCACGUGACGCUUACAUCUAAUGGCGACCGCGAGCCAAUCGAGGAGGUGAAGAAGGCAUCAUUAACAUGUCAGCAGCCCAUGAGCAUCGAGUGCCGAACCGCCACCCCCGACCACACCGCUUCCGGAGAAACGGGGCAGAAGGUUACCUGUAAUCUGUGGGAAGGUCUCGUCUGUAACAACGCUGACCAGAAGGAACCUAUGUGCUUUAACUAUGAAGUCAGACUUGGCUGUCUGAAACAGACCCCAGAAUGCUUGUCUAAGAUUCCCACCGCCACACCCACCGCCGGCCCAUCCGUCUCUCCCCCCAUCAAUGUCAUCCCCUGCUACACAGGAAUGGACCUGAGUCAGUGCCCCAAGGAGGGAUGCUCCAACGGCUACUACUGCGACGGAGUCCAGUGUGUCAAGAAGGCCGAGUGUCCGUGCAUGAUUGAUGGUCAAGUUGUCCUGCCUGGUCAAAUCUCCCAAAACAGCAACUGCGACACCUGCCAGUGUGUCCAUGGAGAGGUCAAAUGUCUGCCCAAGACCUGCUCACCCUGCAAAGAGGGUCUCUCAACCGUUUUGGAUAAGGAUACAUGCGAGUGCGAGUGUGAGACAUGCGCAAUUGGAGACUUCCGUUGUGGAAAUGGCCAAUGCAUCCCUCACUCUGCCAGAUGUGAUGGUGUCGCUGAUUGUACCACUGAUGAGUUCGAAUGCAUGUCCACCCCUAUCUUCACACUGCCGAGCACCCAUCCACCGUCACCAACAAUGCCAGGAACAGCUGCGCCCACGUUGACAACAAGUCAUUUCAACGACAUUAUCACCCCAUCUGUCAAGAUUGUGACAACAGGCAUUGUGCCCAACACCACCGUCCACCUACCACCACACGUGCCUACUCCAACUGCCUGUGUCGAUGUCAAGUGUUCUCCCCUUGUUCAGCCUCCACUGAACCAGGGUGAGGUCGCCAAGGUCAUCAAGAGCCCGGAUGGUUGCUGUGAGGAGUAUCUGGUUGUCUGCGAGCCACGUCAAUGCCCAACCAUCUCCAAGGAUUGCAUGAAGCCCGAGGUCCUCACCAUGGUCGACAGCGGCGAGAGGUGUUGCCCGGAGUACACUUGUGUGUGUCCACCAAAGUGUCCAGUUCCUGCACAACCACCAUGUGCUUUCGGAUCCCAGGUUGUGGACAUCUUUGGUGGCUGCAACUGCACAACCAAGGCAUGUGUUGCCGGCACUACGAGUCCCUUCCCCGUGGUGACCACGGCCGUCACCAUCCCCGUCUGCACAUACUCAAUGACCAAGGUGGUGACCAAUGGUAAGGAGGUGGACCGCCCCAGGCCAGUCGAGGUGACCCACACUGUUGGUCAGCAAUGGGCGGAUGGCCUGUGCAAGACCUGCCAGUGUGUCAACACCACCAGCGGUACUGCAGAAACAACAUGCCAUGAACAACAGUGUCCUGCUUGCAAACUGGGAGAGGAGAGACGCACCACCGACGGCACCUGCUGUGGUGAAUGUAUGAAGACUGGUUGCGUUGACAGCGGCAAAGUUUACAAACAAGGGGAGAAGAUCCCAUCUUCUAUGAAGUGUUUCGAAAAGAUGUGUACAGUGGACAUAAUGACGGGCGACUUCAUCCUCCAGCAGACCCAAAUACAGUGUGAAAGUAUCGACAAGUUGCCAGUGUGCACAGGAAGCGAAAAGGCCUACGAUUCUACUGGAUGUUGUCUCAGAUGUGUGCCUACAGAUAUGGUGCCAACCAACUCCUCCAACUCGGUAUGCCAGAGUUGCACUCCCAGACUGAUGUUCGGACAAGUCCAGCAAUCCAUUGGCUUCUUCAAGGUCAAUGACGAGGGUGAGGUUUGCUCUAACGUGGAACCAAUCCCAGAACUCAAGGAAUGUGCAGGAUAUUGUGGCUCUACUUCAAGUUACACCUCACUCAUGCGCGGCUUCGACAACAAAUGCCUAUGUUGCCAGCCAGCCAAGACGGUAGCCAAGUCUGUCCAGCUUGUUUGCGGUACUGGCAGGAAGAUCACCAAGACCUACAACGUACCGGAAACAUGUGGCUGCAGCGCAUGCUCAAAUGGAGCAUAAUCUCAAACCCACUUCCGCUUAAGGCCUGUGAAAGUGACACAAAAGAGGUGCAAUCCUCACCAUUCCCGUGUGACAACAUGACAUAAAUGCAAAAACUAUUUAUUCAUCAACUUGUGAUUACAAUGCUCAAAAUGAUUUAUGUUUAAGUUUUAGUCUCAAAAUGAAACUGUACAUAUAUAUGUUAUACAUUUUCUGUGCAAUGUUCUGAACCUGAACAAAAGAAAAUACAAGUUGUUAAUGUGUUCACCAAUGAAUAUAACUGAAUGUCUUACUAAUGAUAUGUGCACUUUGUUUCAAGAUGUUAUACAUAUAUUUAUUGCAAAAUCAUGGUGAGGAAGUCAAUAAAAGCAAUAUUAAUUUACAAAA